UUCACUGGGGGCUGAAUUACUCGCCGUACUUCACCGACAGGCUCGCAUGAAUGGAAUAAUUGCCAGUAAAAAUUCUGGACUCAGAAAUGGAAACUGGAUGCAAAGAUUUACAAGUUUACCUUUUUAGUCAGUAUCUUUAGAUUAAAAGUAGGAACGGCUUUCUCUUGAUUUAAGUUUAAAGUGUCGUAUGUUUGUUUGUGUGUGAAGCGGAAGCUAGGUAGCCGCUAGCCUGAAACUAGCAGUCAGGCUCCAUUUACAUCUCUGUUAGCCUGUCGAGCUAGUCAGCCCCCUUUCGACAUCAUUAACCAAAAACACAGCAAAGAUGUUGGAAAUUAUACUGGACCUCCCGGUGGAAAAGCAGAUAUUUUAUGCUGUUUUGGGGUUUUCAUGGACAGUGUAUUUAUGGGAGGCAUACCUUGCACACAGACAGAGGAGAAUAUACCGAUCAACGACACAUGUGCCGCAAGAGCUUGGGAAGAUCAUGGACACUGAAACGUUUGAGAAGUCCCGUCUUUAUCAGCUGGAUAAAAGCAACUUUAGCUUUUGGUCUGGACUCUACUCUGAGACUGAAGGGACGCUCAUCCUGCUCCUGGGUGGAAUCCCGUUUUUGUGGGGUGUCGCUGGUUCUGUGACAGCUCGUUUUGGGUUCAGUUCAGAAUAUGAGAUCACCCAGUCCCUGGUGUUUCUGACCCUCGCCACCCUGUUCAGUGCCUUCACUGGACUUCCCUGGAGCUUGUACAACACAUUUGUCAUUGAGGAGAAGCAUGGCUUUAACCAGCAGACACUGGGGUUCUUCCUUAAGGAUGGUAAGAAGUUUGCUGUGACCCAGUGUAUCCUGCUUCCUGUGACCUCACUGCUUCUGUACCAUCAUCAAGAUUGGAGGCGACUACUUUUCAUCUAUGCCUGGCUCUUUACCUUAGCAGUUUCUCUGGUACUUGUAACCAUCUAUGCUGACUACAUCGCUCCUUUGUUUGACAAAUUCACUCCACUGCCAGAUGGAGAGCUGAAGGCAGGGAUUGAGGCUAUGGCCAGCAGUAUUAGCUUCCCUCUGACUAAAGUCUAUGUAGUUGAAGGUUCCAAGCGUUCAUCACACAGCAAUGCAUACUUUUAUGGGUUCUUCAAGAACAAACGCAUCGUGUUGUUUGAUACACUUCUGGAAGACUACUCCCCUUUGAACAAGACUGCAGAACAGCAGGCCGAGCAGCCAGAGAGCAACGAGAUGGAUGGAGAAUCAAAAGCCAAGCCCAAGAACAAGAAACAGGGCUGCAACAACCCAGAGAUCCUUGCAGUCCUGGGUCAUGAGCUCGGCCACUGGAAGUUGGGCCACACUGUGAAGAACAUCAUCAUCAGCCAGAUGAAUUCCUUCCUAUGCUUCUCCCUAUUUGCUGUUCUGAUUGGACGGAAGGAGCUGUUCGUAGCUUUUGGCUUCAAUGACAGCCAACCCACAUUAAUUGGCUUAAUGAUUAUCUUCCAGUUCAUCUUCUCUCCUUAUAAUGAGCUCCUGUCCUUCUGUCUGACGGUGCUGAGUCGCAGGUUUGAGUUCCAGGCAGACGCCUUUGCACGUGGCAUGGGCAAAGCCUCCGAGCUCUACUCCGCUCUCAUCAAGCUUAACAAGGACAACCUGGGCUUCCCCGUGGCCGAUUGGUUGUUCUCUAUGUGGCACUACUCCCACCCUCCCCUCCUGGAGCGCCUCAGAGCACUGGGCAACAUCAAGCAGGACUGACGGGCUUGGAAGGGGGAGCAGCGGUCGCUACCUCCUCCAAAGGGCCUUCGCAGACCACUUCUGGCCCUGUGAUGCAUCCUGGUCUUUUUCUACCCAUCUCUCCCCAUCCUCUUGUUUUAUUCUUUUAGGGAUUUUUUUCACUUGCCAUACUUUUCUUUGUAUUCUCUUUGAAACUUUGUUUUAAAUGAAACUGAAACAUAUCAGCACAAGGCAGCCUAAAAAGUCUCAAAACUGAACCGAAGUUCUCCUUAAAGUGUACACUCAAUAUGCACUUAAUGACAGCAAAACAUCUGACCGAUGUGGAUGUAAAAAAAAAUUAAAUAAAGAAAGAAAUAAUGUCAGAGGAGUACGGGUCACUUUUUGCACAUUUUAGUUUUUAACUUUUAUUUCUACAUUAGUUUAUACUAUUUAGUUAACUGCAGCUUAUGGCUAUUGUUCAGUUAUAGAACAGAAAUAAUUUAUCUUCAACACCUGAAACUUUAUAAUAAACGUGCAACAAGCGUCAUUUUAAAGAAAGGCUUAUACGGUGGUUAAUCCUAUAGUAUACUGUGAGUUGUAUGAAAUCAAGAAAAACUCAGACAUGGCUGUUUCUCACAUUUGAUGUUUUUUUUUUAGACCAGAGGCCAGAUUGUUUUGUUGUCCUGCAAGUGCAGCUGCUGCUUUUGUAGCAUAUCCACAAGCAUGUUAAGUCAAGAGUACACACAUUAAUCUUGUGGUUAAAAUAAUAUGUGCAGUUCUUUUUUUUAAGUGAAAAGGAACUGUGUAGAUGCUUUACCAUAAUGACAAAAUGUGAGUGCCUCUAAUUAUCUCUCUGUUUCAAUCAUGGAUGCCAGUAUGAACAGAGAAGAACAGAAAGUUUAAUUUAACUUUAGGUUUUGACUUGUGUUUUUUUUUUUUUUUUCUUCAACAUUCAAAGGGGGGGGGGGGGGGGUUGUGUUUUAUGUUUUCAGGGGUACUUGCUUGUAUACAGACAAGGGUCCAACCAUAACUGUACAUACUGUAUGUAACUUUUGAGGAAUAGUGUAAUAGUGUAUGAAGUGCAUUUGUGGAGAAAAAAAAACAUGUUGAAUGUGAUUUGACAUUUUAAGUUGAAGUCGUACCUCUUAGUUGAAUGAAUUUGGGCUUGUGAGCUCAGAGUUGCCUGGCGAAGUAUUUAUAGGGGACUUGGGGAAGGGGGUACGUGAAGUUCCGUGCACCACUUAAACCAGUGGCUGGUUGGUUCAAAGAGGGGCGUAUACUUUCUUUGCAGCAUUAAAUAAAAAUCUUCAGAGCA
Sphaeramia orbicularis (orbiculate cardinalfish) is the source of this 2996-nucleotide messenger RNA. It is a transcript of the gene zmpste24, whose product is annotated as zinc metallopeptidase, STE24 homolog. Gene Ontology annotation, molecular function: metalloendopeptidase activity. The record is from RefSeq and is a predicted model, not a curated record. NCBI's taxonomy places the organism in Eukaryota, Metazoa, Chordata, Actinopteri, Kurtiformes, Apogonidae. Gene Ontology annotation, biological process: CAAX-box protein processing.